Molecule: messenger RNA, 1480 nt
Organism: Solanum stenotomum
Lineage: Eukaryota; Viridiplantae; Streptophyta; Magnoliopsida; Solanales; Solanaceae
Product: putative cyclin-A3-1
Exons: 6
Coding region: 128-1189 (353 amino acids)
Biological process (GO): mitotic cell cycle phase transition; regulation of cyclin-dependent protein serine/threonine kinase activity
Cellular component (GO): nucleus; cytoplasm; cyclin-dependent protein kinase holoenzyme complex
Molecular function (GO): cyclin-dependent protein serine/threonine kinase regulator activity
Source: RefSeq, a predicted model, not a curated record
GAAAUUUUUUUCUGCUGAAUAUGGCGCCAUAUAUAUACAUAGUUACACCCAUUUCUCUUUCUCAGCUCACUCUUUCCUCUCAACCCUCAACACCAUACACACACAGAGGAAAAGGGAGUAGCAAACAAUGGCAGAUCAAGAAAAUUUUGUUAGAGUUACAAGAUUGGCCAAGAAAAGGGCAGCAGAAGCAAUGGUUCAGCAUUUGCAACAGCCCAACAAGAAGAGAGUUGUGUUGAGUGAGAUUCAAGAUUUGUUUAAUGUGGGUAUAAAUCACAUUGAGGACAAGGUGUUUGCUUCUGAGCCUCUGAGACCCAAAUGUAAGCAGAUUACUAAGAGGAAGGUGAAAAGCUCUGAUGACCCACAGAUGUGUAGUGCUUAUGCUUCUGAUAUAUAUGAUUAUCUUCAUCAAAUGGAGAUUGAGAAAAAGAGAAGACCAUUGCCUGAUUACCUUGAGAAAGUUCAAAAGGAUGUGAGUGCAAACAUGAGAGGGAUUUUGGUUGACUGGUUGGUGGAAGUUGCAGAGGAAUACAAGCUUCUAUCGGAUACGUUGUAUCAUGCUGUUCCCUACAUUGAUAGAUUCUUAUCAGUGAGUGUCAUCCCUAGGCAAAGACUUCAGCUUUUGGGUGUUUCUUCGAUGCUUAUUGCUGCGAAGUACGAGGAAAUUAAGCCGCCAAAUGUUGAAGACUUUGCUUACAUUACAGACAACACAUUUACAAAGAAAGACGUGGUGAAUAUGGAGGCUAGUGUUCUACAAUCCCUCAAAUUUGAAAUGGGAAAUCCCACAACCAAAACAUUUCUCGGAAGAUUUACUAGGAUUGCCCAAGAAGGUUACGAAAACGUUGAUUUGCAGUUAGAGUUCCUCGGUUACUACCUAGCAGAGUUAAGUUUAUUGGAUUACAACUGUGUGAAAUUCUUGCCGUCUUUGGUAGCUGCUGCUGUGAUAUUCCUUUCAAGGUUCACAUUACAACCAAAGUCACAUCCUUGGAGUUUGGCCCUUCAACGUUGCUCGGGAUAUAGACCAGUGGAUCUAAAGGAAUGUGUUCUUAUCAUACAUGACUUGCAAUUAAGUAGAAGAAGAAGUAAUUUGUCAGCUGUGAGGGACAAAUACAAGCUGCAUAAGUUUAAAUGUGUGUCAACAUUGUCUUCUCCUCUCGAAAUACCGGAUUCAUUCUUUGAAGAUACUGUAUAAUGAUUGGAAAAAUUGGUAUGAGAUGUUACGAUGAUACCUGGACGAGAUGGAUCUGUCUUCUUGAUGCUGGCUCAUGCUAUUUAAAGGACUUUAUUUUAGUAGAUAUGAUAUAAUCCUCAUGAUGUAUGAAAAUUAUAGAUAUAGUCUUGUAAUGUCUCUUCAUGUUUAGAGUCAUGGAUGGUAAAAAUAAAUGUUUUUUGUAAGUUAUAAUAAGCUGGAAAUAACUCCAGAAAACUAUAUAUUAUAUGAAAAAGUAUGGAUGUAUACAAUAUUACUAAAUCCCUAUUGCAU